AAGUAGGCAGGUACCGCCUCUUUUCUUUUUGCCCUCCCUCCUCCUCUCCCUUCCCCUUCCCAUUCCCUUUCCCUUCUCUGGGCGCGCGUGCGCGCUUCUACCGCCCUCCCCCUCCCCUCCCCCGCGCCCGCCCCGCACGUUGAGCGUCUCGCUCUCUCCUGCCCCCUCCCCCCCGCCCUUUCCUUUUCCCCUCUGGCUGAGGAGCUGGUGGCAGCGGCAGGAGCGGCCGGAGCCGGGGCUGGGGCCGGAGCCGCAGCAGACGCCGGGGCCGCCGCCGCCGCCACCCUUCGCGUGCGCACGGAGCCGUCGCCGCCCGCGGGGCCCCGAGCGGAGCGCGGCCGAGCGGAGCGUACCACCGGCGGGCCGCGCGCAGGGGGGACAGCCGGGGCCCGCCCCGCCAGCCCGGGCGCCUGAGGACGCCGAGGCGGACGCCGGACAGCGGCCGCCGGGGGCGCUGCUGCGGUCCACGGGAGCCGGCGCUGAGGAGGCCGGCGUGAGGCGGGAGCCGGGGCCCCGAGGAGCGGAGUCCUCGCCGGCCGCCGCCACCGCGGCCAUGGCCGAGACCGAGGAGCGCAGCCUCGAUAACUUUUUCGCUAAGAGGGACAAGAAGAAGAAGAAAGAGCGGAGCAGUCGGGCCGCGGGCGCCGCAGCUGCCGGGUUAGCCGGCGCCGGGGCCGCGGGGGCCGGGGCCGGGGCCGCCUCGGCCGGAGGUGGCGGGGCCGGAGGCGGCGGCGGGGGCGCCCGGCCGGCCGAAGGGGCGGCUGGGGCCGCGGGGGGCGCGGGGCCCGGAGCGGCCACCAAGACCAAGGAUGAAGACGAAUGGAAAGAAUUUGAGCAAAAAGAAAUCGAUUACAGUGGGCUUCGAGUUCAAGCAAUGCAGAUAAGUGAAAAGGAAGAAGAUGAUAACGAGAAGAGAGAAGAUCCAGGGGAUAACUGGGAAGAAUCUGGUGGUGGUGGCAUAGAAAAAUCAUCUGGUCCUUGGAAUAAAACGGCUCCUGUUCAAGCACCUGCUCCAAGUAUUGUUACAGAAACCCCAGAACCUGUUAUGACUGGUGGUGUAUACAGGCCUCCCGGUGCCAGGGUGACUACAACAAGGAAAACACCACAAGGACCACCAGAAAUAUACAGCGAUACACAGUUCCCAUCAUUGCAGUCCACUGCCAAGCAUGUAGAAAGUCGGAAGGAUAAAGAAAUGGAGAAGAGCUUUGAAGUAGUAAGACACAGAAAUAGAGGUAGGGAUGAGGUUUCCAAAAACCAGGCACUUAAGCUGCAGCUAGACAACCAGUAUGCUGUGCUUGGGGAUCAGUAAAGCUGCCCACACAUUACAAUUAAGGAAUGGCUUUUUGAUAACCCUCCUACUAAGGUAACUAAACUACAGCUAACGGCCAUGAACAACAACCCGUCUUGUGAUGUCUGCUGGAUCUCCUGCAGCAUGUGCAGACUGUUUGACAUCAGCGAUCGGCUGAGCUGCUGCCCUGUGGAAGCUUAAUGUGGUAUACACCAUUGGAUGUGGGGGAAUUCUCAAUGUUAUAAAUUGCUUGAACUAGAUUCACCAGUGUUCUUUGAUAAUUACUUUGGGAAAACAAAAAAUCCCUCAAACCUGCAGCCAGUGGUCAUUUCGAAAUCUUUUUAUGUUCAGAUACUGAGCCUUCGUAAGGGUUGACUACCUCAGAUUUGCUGCACUCAUUGUGGACACCAUGUGGAUCACAACUUCUGGAUAAGAAGGUUACAGCUAUUAAGUGGCGAUGUGAAACUUGAAACCAGCUCUACUGGAUUCCUAUCAGAAAUCCUGCAAAAGUCAGCCAUUUGGGUUCUGAUCUGCUAUAAAUGACAAAGAUUUAAGUGACCUUAAUUAACCUGUCCUGGGCCCCAUCCUUAAGGAAUACUUUCUCUAGUAGCUAUGGCUAUUUACGAUUUCCUGAGGCGUACCACUCUCAAAAAGAACUGUGUUCAAAUAAACCCAUGCAGAGCUGUCGUGUAUUUUUUUUUAACCCUUUAGCUGUAGCCCUAUUCUGAGGUUACAAAAACUAAAUUUAACCACACUUUGAUGUACAAAGUGGGAUUUGGGGGGUGGAGGGGAGGGGUUGAAUGGUCCAAUUUUUUUUCUUUAGCCAUUUUGAUUUGGAUAGCACAUGUGUUGUAUUUUCCGCCAACAAGGCCUUCCUUGCUUUGACUUAGAAUCUAAGUUCUUUGAACAGAGCAUAAUGCUUGGUUGAGUAACAUGAAACAUCUGUGAAGAAGGAUUGUGAAAUAAGUUUCAUAACCUGAUUUCCACCCCCAAGGGGCUGGAAUGCCAUAGCCUUUAAAGAGCAGUGGAUGCCAAGGCUUGACUUCAGGUGCUGCUUAAAGCCUCUAAUCACCAGGUCUUUAACUUGUACAGUAUGUAUUUGACAGGAGUACCCAUAUCUAGCAGGUGGGAUUGUAACCUUUUUUUACUGCUAGAGUAGAGAGGUGUUCACUGACCUGUGAGUUUAUUUCUAGCAAAACUGUCUUGCUCCUUUUAGACUUAAACCAAUAUGAGUACAUCCUAAUCAUAAGCUUGGUGAUAUGUGCACAAGCUUUCCUGAUGUUUCACAGAUACUGACCAGUUGUGGGGUAUCUAUCUGACAGUUCUUCCAGGUGCCACACUUAGCCCCAAAUUUUCAAGGUCAGGAUGUUUAUUGCUGCAAUGAUUAUCCUGACUAGCUCUGUUUGAUGUGUCUAUUGCUGUUCAGUGGUUGGGGUGGGGGGGUGGGGGGGAGAGAAUGGGGCAAAAGACAGGUGACAUAGCACUUCUGUUUUUAAUAGCUACAGGUUAAGCAAUCCAGUAACUUAGUCCUUAAGUGGGACCUGACAAAGCCACCCAAAGUUAUUGCCUAUGGUAUGAAAGUUUCAUUCCAUCUAACUUCAGAUUCUGUUCCAUCUUUCUUAGUUUUGUCACUUUGAUUCAGUACAAAUAUUGCAAAGUGGUAUGUGACCACUUGAUGCGCAGAGUCUGAGUUUCUCUAUAUUAAAUUACAAUGCCAAAUUCAGGAGUUGCAGACUUGCCACUGACAAGAGUGAAGCAAGUAGGUGAGUAAAACAAUCUCCCUGAUGUGAUAGCAUAUUGUCUUGUAGGAGUUCAGAUGCAAAAAUCACAGUCUGGCUCCUAGAAGGGUUACUGACAGUGUCUCUUGGCAGCCCUUGCCAACUGCUUCUUGGCAUAGUUGCUGGCAUAUCUGAAGGAAUUGGCAGGCUAGCUCCCUGUCCUCUUAUAAAGGUGUACCUGGACAAGUCGCUGAGCCAAGGAGGAGUUGGAUUUUCAAAAGAGGAACAGGGCUUACUCGGUCAAACUGAAGACUUCUUUCGGGAACCAAAAACCUUAGUAAAAGAAUUAAAUAGAAUUCUUGGACUUUGAGCCAUCUAUUUUCCCUGAAAAGUAUGCAUCUUUGCCAGCAGUGUCUUGUUGGAUUAUAUUACUGAGGAAUGAACUGAGAUGAUUAUGUGGAAGUGUUAUUUAAUGGCAUAUUGUACUAGAAAUUUGAAGACCUGCAGUAGAUUUUAAAUCCCAACUCUUGUUAUAACAUUUUUAAGAGAUUGUGAAAUUGUCAAAAUGCACAUUAAUCAAGUUUUAAUAUACUGUAUGAUGGGUAGAUGAGACUGUCCAUUGUACCUUAUUUCGUUAUUUGAAUUCUCAGGCAUGGUUUUGGCAGUGCAAGAACCCUGUAACAUUAACAAAUUCAAUAAAAUGGAAAUGUAUAUGGA
Molecule: messenger RNA, 3723 nt
Organism: Monodelphis domestica (gray short-tailed opossum)
Lineage: Eukaryota; Metazoa; Chordata; Mammalia; Didelphimorphia; Didelphidae
Gene: CDV3
Product: CDV3 homolog
Cellular component (GO): cytoplasm
Source: RefSeq, a predicted model, not a curated record